Vitrella brassicaformis is the source of this 1691-nucleotide messenger RNA. The record is from the annotation of a GenBank genome assembly. NCBI's taxonomy places the organism in Eukaryota, Vitrellaceae.
CACACAUAUCGAUUCAACUCGGUCCGAGUCACGUGCACACACCAAAUCGUCUGCACACACAAGGUGUCCGUCAGCCAGACUCCCAUACACACAUAUACACUCACUGCUGCCCCUGAUCACCUUCAUCCUCGUCUGCCACCUCUUGCUCCUCAACAACCACCCCGUAGCAGUGCAGGGCCGUGCUGGCAGCCCACACCUCCCUCCCCACCCACACACAACACCCGUAUCGCACAUCGUCCCAGUCGCUCGCACGGCGCACAGCAGCUACCUCGUUUCUGAGCAAGUCCCACGCCAUCAUCCCACCACCGUCUGUGCACACAGCCACGCCCUUCUCCGCCCAAUUCGCCCGCAGCCGCAAGACAGGGACGCCACAGGUCUGCUGGCUGAUGAGGGGGGACCUGUGGUGUCGAAGGUCGACGUGGGAGAGGUGGCCCUCGAGUGUGGCGGAUAUGUAUGAGGGCGGCUGGUGGGUGGGUGAGGCGUCGAUCGACGUGUACGAUGGCGGGAUGGCCUGGCGUGUGGGGGAGAGGAGGGUCGUGGGGGUGGGCGACCGGAGGUCGUACAGGUGGACGCUGCCGUCAGACGAAGACGCCACAAACACCUGCAGGCACCAGCAGUGGAAGGAAAUGAGACGACUGUCCUUCCCUUUGAUUGAUGGUCAUUGUGUUCAUUAUGUCAUCUUACCUGCGCCGCACAGAAUGCCAUGUCCGUCGGGAUGGCCCUCGGCCCGCCAUACGGAUGCAGCAGCCUGGGAGAUCCGCCUGUUGCCAACUCAUACAAACCAACCUGACACCCAUGUGACGUGUCAGUCAACAGACAGAUCGAUUACAUACAUCUCCACACACAAGCAUUGCAUCCUCCUGGUUGUGCUGUGUCAGUCAUCUCACUCACCUGCGCCUGUCCCCCAACGACCGUCUCAGCUGAGAUGAACCUGUCGUCAUUGUCUGGCGGGAAGGACACACACGAGAUCAGCUCCAGCUGCUGCUGUUGUUGCUGAUACUGCCGUGGCGACCGCGACGUCGUCUCCUCAAAGCCGCUGUGGAUGACGGCAAAGGUCGAGCUACUGCUGUCGGUGUCGGUGUCGGCGUCAUGUUUGCGCGAGAGGAGCAGAUGGGCGGCGAUGCACGCCUCAGGGUCAACCACACCCACCACUAAAUGGUCGGAUGAACGAGCUGCACACACACAGACAGACAGACAGACAGACAGACACAGGCAGACAGAGAGGAAGGAUGUCAUUCGGCACGAGAGCUGUCUGGGUGUGAGAGGGCCUUUCGGUGACCUGCAUUUUGAGUGUCUGUGUGUCUGUGCAGGAAAGGUGCAGGCCAGAAGCUGAGCGCGUGUGUGUGAGAUGAGUUGACUUUGGGACAUCAGAUCUUACCAAGCAUCUGGAGGGAGGACGUGUGUGUGGGUCGCGCGGCUUCUGAUGGAAACCAAGUUGGGGUAGCCACCCUGGGAAAGUGCUUUGUAGAACACAUGGGGGUCUCUCCAAAAAGCAAUCAAAUCUCCCUUGAAAUGGCACAAAAAGUGUGCUAGAACGCAUCACAGCGUGUCCUGGUCGUGGAGAAUGGGCAGCAUCUUCCUGAAGACAGGCAGACACAAACAGAGAGAGAUCUCAGCUGGGAAGCCUUCUGGCUGCUUCUCGCUUCGUGUGAGGACUUUCUGUGUUUGCGCCUCUCUGGUGCCUUUGUGGC